AUGCCCAAUGUGGACACGGGUGCCAGUUCAGUAGUGACCGUCAAGGCCAGGGAAGUGCCCUGUGGUGACCAAGAGAACAAGGAGCUCCCCUGCUGCCGGGUCCGCUGCUCCCAGAAGCCCCCCCACCGCCCGCCCCCGGCCGGCAUCGCCUCUGCUUCUGGCCUCCUCUCACCGCACCCAGUAACCGGCGCAGGUGCAGGCGUUGGGGAGCGAGAGAGGGUGGCUCGAGGCGGGAGCCAGGGGCAGCGGGAAGAAGCAGGAAGACCCGGGGGAGGGGGCCGAGGCGCGGCUGAGUCCCGGAAGCAGGACCUGAACCUGGAAGAGGAGGGGCAAGCAGCUUCCUGCUUCCUCCUCCCGCACACUGCAGAGGGAAUGGCCCCCACUGCCUCCUCCUCCCCGCACACUGCGGGGGGAAUGGCCCCCACCCUCCGGGACUCACCGGGCGUGGAACGGCAAUUCUGGGAAAAUCCACGGUUCCAGAGCCUCCGGGACUCACCGGGCAUGGAACGGCAAUUACGGGAAAAUCCAUGGCCCCAGGAUGGCCUGCGCUCAACCUGCCGGGUCCGCUGCUCCCAGAAGCCCCCCCACCGCCCGCCCCCGGCCGGCAUCGCCUCUGCUUCUGGCCUCCUCUCACCGCACCCAGUAACCGGCGCAGGUGCAGGCGUUGGGGAGCGAGAGAGGGUGGCUCGAGGCGGGAGCCAGGGGCAGCGGGAAGAAGCAGGAAGACCCGGGGGAGGGGGCCGAGGAGGGGCAAGCAGCUUCCUGCUUCCUCCUCCCGCACACUGCAGAGGGAAUGGCCCCCACUGCCUCCUCCUCCCCGCACACUGCGGGGGGAAUGGCCCCCACUGCCUCCUCCUCCCCGCACACUGCGGGGGGAAUGGCCCCCAUAUUUUAAUGUAG
This is a messenger RNA of Mandrillus leucophaeus (drill), 900 nucleotides long. RefSeq lists its product as uncharacterized. Lineage: Eukaryota; Metazoa; Chordata; Mammalia; Primates; Cercopithecidae. The transcript has 6 exons. The record is from RefSeq and is a predicted model, not a curated record. Bases 1 to 900 code for a protein of 299 amino acids.